This is a messenger RNA of Tigriopus californicus, 2122 nucleotides long. RefSeq lists its product as uncharacterized. The transcript has 7 exons. Gene Ontology annotation, biological process: cell adhesion. The record is from RefSeq and is a predicted model, not a curated record. Gene Ontology annotation, cellular component: extracellular matrix. Bases 182 to 1840 code for a protein of 552 amino acids. NCBI's taxonomy places the organism in Eukaryota, Metazoa, Arthropoda, Copepoda, Harpacticoida, Harpacticidae.
UCGAGUCUGAAAUCGGCCCCAAGUUUGAAGACAGUUCUUUGCAACUCGCUGGAAUGAAUGGUUCGCAUAGAAGACUGGUAAACGAAUCCUCUCUCACAACUUGGUCUUGGUGUGUGUAUGGACAACUGGUCUGGCUUGUGUGUUGGAAAGCUCUCGUGUCUCGAGAGGAUCGCCACCAACAAUGAUGCAUUUCGUCCCUCAAACCAAUGUGCCUCCGUCUUCUUCUCCUUCUUCUUCGUACCUGAGUUCGUGGACCCGUCGCUCCCCUCUUCUUGUCUUAUUCACUAUUGUUUCUGUGGUGACCUCGUCCAUUGAGGAUGCAAACACUUGUCAAAGCGACAAACUUGCCAUCUACACUGUCACCUUUACCACCUAUUGGGAUUCCACCACUUUUCCGAAACAAUAUCCUGAAUGGCGACCUCCCGCACAAUGGUCGAAAGUUGUGGGAUUUUCGCAUGAAGAAGACUUCCACCUGUUCCAAAUGGGUCAAGAGUCGAGUGAAGGCUUAAAAGAAUUCGCUGAAACCGGACAAACAGAUAACUUGGACAAGAUCGAGGAUAAGGCCAUUUUCGACGGCUUCAACGCCCCGCCCAUCGAGAGUGGGGCCGGCCAAUCUCAAGCCAAGAUCUUUGUGGAUGGAAACCACACCUUGGUGUCGGUGAUAUCCAAGAUUGUGCCUUCGCCGGAUUGGUUUGUCGGAUUGGACUCCUUGAAUUUAUGCGAGAAUGGACGCUUUUUGGAUAGUGUCACGAUCGAGGCCGAUCCCAUGGACGCGGGAACAGACAACGGAUUUACAUUCACUUCCCCUAAUUGGCCGACGGUCCCUCAAGCGGUGAUUUUUCGGAUCACAAAUACGUACCCGACUCAUCCUGCCGGGUCGUUUCAUUAUCCUGAAAUCUCAAGUCUCCCUACUAUUGCUACUUUCAGCUUUGUUAAGGAAAAGGAAUACGAAUUGAAUGAGGUAUUUCACCUUAAUCACGGCUCAGAUGGUGGAGAAGAUGUUUUGAAUAUCCGUCAGGUCAAUAAAUUUGCCUAUAGCUUGGCCCAAAUCGCCAAAUCCGAGCAGAAAGCAAGGGAUGCAUUGGAUCAUCGUGACUCGACAAACGGCUCGAAAUCCCCUCGAGCAUCUUCAUCCCCCUUGACCGCUUCGGAACUAGAAGUCAUGAACGAUGAAGAAGAUCAAGGCUUUGAGGAUGACCUUGACCCUGACCGGGAUCACGAGAUUGAGGUCGACAACGAUAACGACGACGAUGACGAACACGAGGAGGAGGAGGAGGAGGAGGAUCCCAAUGAAGAAGUGAGUCAAAUGCUUGAGACCAAUGAGAUCCCACAGAAGAGGAAGUCGGACAGACAUCACCGACGCCAUCAUCAUCGCCCGAAUUCGUUGAGCAAUCUGGGUAUGCACUCCGUCCGUCGGGGCGGCUACCAUGCCAGCUCAUCCCCCACGGAUUUUCUCAAGAAGCGAUACAAAUCUGAGUUUCUCGAAUCGGCCUCCGAGAAGGUGUUUGACAAGGACAGUCUCUACAAAAAGAUCUUGGAGUCUUACCGAGCCAGUAAGAAGCACGGGCUAUCCGAAUCCUUGGCGAAAAAGCUAAAAAGGCGACGGAUGAGGAAGCUCAGGAAGCACUCCAAGCGACAUCACAAGCCUCCCAGAGAUUGCAAAGUUUCGGAAUGGAGCGAUUGGGGUCCUUGUAGUAAAUCGUGUGGUAUUGGUGAAGCCCUUCGAAGGAGGACCAUUCAGAAACACCCUAAACGCGGUGGAAAAUCUUGUCCAAAGUUGGAAGGAGUUCGUUGGUGUGGGAGUGCCCGGAAUUGCCGGGACAAGUAUUUCGAUUGGUGAUCAACCCUGCCUCCAAAUCUGCCAAAAUGGCCAACAAUCACAGAGAACGAACGAUGAGAUGCAAGCUGAUGAACGUUGAGAGCGAUUUGCGCGUGACUUUUACUGCUGGUCUGCCUACUUACAUCAUUAGUGUGAGUAAUGAUGUCUUUAUUAUUGUUAUAAUUAUCAUUUCUAGCAGUAUCAUUAUCAUUUUGCUUUGAUUAUAAAUACGAAAAACAAAAUAGAUAUAUUUAAGGUGAAAAUGGGCUGAUAAUAAACGAGAUUGACGCUUUUUGCUUGAGA